Molecule: messenger RNA, 717 nt
Organism: Phaedon cochleariae (mustard beetle)
Lineage: Eukaryota; Metazoa; Arthropoda; Insecta; Coleoptera; Chrysomelidae
Source: the annotation of a GenBank genome assembly
AUGGCGUCCGGAGGCGAGUCGACUUUAGGCGCGCUGCCGAAAAUUGUCUGUGAAUACUGUAAAAAAACAGUUGUGAAUCAUGUGAAGUGCAAGAAAUGCAAUGACUACUUCCACCCACGGUGCAUGGUCCAGUCAUCUCAAGCAAAAAGUGCAGUUUGUCGUCACGAUGAUGAAAGUGAAGAUGAACUUCAACAACAAGAAGACGAUCAUCAAAUCGAGAACGGCGAUGCUAUGAGGUAUAUUGCUGAAAAUAAAUUACUUCGCAGAUUAGUCAAGGAAUUGGAAUCCAAAUGUGAAAUAUUGAAUCAUCAAAAUAAACCAAAAAUGUUCAGCAACCGAGGAGUGAAUGCUGCAAUCUCUAAAGCUCAAUCAUCGAACAAAAUGAAAGAAAUUUUAGAUUUGGAGAACAAAGAAGGAGAUGAUGAUGGAUGGGAAAAAGUGGUUAAUAGAAGAAUGCCUAGAAAAAGCCGCAAAUUUGUUGUUGGAGGCAAUGAAGAAAACACUGGUGUCACUACAAUUGCGAAAUAUACAUCGUUACACGUCACCAGACUCAACCCGAGCACCGAACCAGAUGAUCUUAAGAAAAUCCUGAUGGCAAAUUUUCCAGAAGUCACAUGUGAAAAACAUCAAUCUAAACAUCCUGAGUUAUAUGCAUCCAUGAAAGUUACUAUAAAGCAAGAACAUUUUGCGAAAGCCUGGAAACGUUAUGGUAACUGA